ACCGCGGACAUAAAAUCUGCUUCCUUCCAUUCUGGAACUUACAUAAACAAUAUUUUUGAAGCGAACGUGAUUUCUUCUGUAUACGAAAGUGGGAUAAUUCGAGUUAUAUAUUCACAAUAAAGUAAACCAAUUAGUGACAGUUGUUUAAACUAAGCACGUUUUAAUGUCUGUAAUCAUGAGUUCGCCGACCUCAGUGCUACUAGAAACUAUUAACUUUGCAGCAGAGAAACAUCGAAACCAGCGCCGUAAAGACCCAGAUGCCACACCUUACAUCAAUCAUCCCAUAGGUGUUGCAAGGAUUUUAAGUAAUGAAGGAGGAAUCACAGAUAUCGAAGUUUUACAAGCAGCUUUGCUUCAUGAUACAGUAGAGGACACUGACACAACUAUUGAUGAGCUGGAAUCUGUCUUUGGACAAACAGUGGCGAGAAUCGUCCAGGAAGUGACAGAUGACAAGACCCUGUCAAAAGAGGAGAGAAAACGUCUACAAGUGGAGCAUGCGCCACAUCGAAGCCAUCAGGCCAAGCUGGUUAAACUAGCUGACAAGUUGUACAAUUUACGGGACCUUAAUCGUUGCACCCCCACAGGUUGGACACAACAGAGGGUUCAAGAAUAUUUUGUAUGGGCAUCUCAAGUAAUAAAGGGGCUUCGUGGCACCAAUGCUGAACUUGAGGAGAAACUGCAGAAGCUCUUUUUGGAGAGAGGAGUGGAAAUAUAAGCUGGUUGAAAUGAGGGUUCUCAUAUGGUGUACCUUAUCAUUAUAUAGAUUUUUUAUGAUGAGAAUUGUUUUACAUUAAAAAUAAAUAAAAACCGGGCAUGGUAUUGAAUUAUGAAAUAAAAUGUAUGUUUUGUGAAAGCUGAUAAAUGUUGUUGUGUAUGAUUUUUUUCUUAUAAUAAUUCCUAAACGGCUUUCCCUUAA
Messenger RNA from Paramisgurnus dabryanus, 916 nucleotides. RefSeq names its product HD domain containing 3 (gene hddc3). Gene Ontology annotation, molecular function: guanosine-3',5'-bis(diphosphate) 3'-diphosphatase activity. Lineage: Eukaryota; Metazoa; Chordata; Actinopteri; Cypriniformes; Cobitidae. The record is from RefSeq and is a predicted model, not a curated record.